This is a messenger RNA of Erinaceus europaeus (western European hedgehog), 1237 nucleotides long. RefSeq names its product limbin-like. The transcript is spliced from 5 exons. The record is from RefSeq and is a predicted model, not a curated record. Gene Ontology annotation, cellular component: plasma membrane protein complex; ciliary membrane. Lineage: Eukaryota; Metazoa; Chordata; Mammalia; Eulipotyphla; Erinaceidae. Gene Ontology annotation, biological process: smoothened signaling pathway. The coding region runs from base 16 to 972 and encodes 318 amino acids.
UGUGAAGGGGUCUCCAUGAGGCCCAGGCAGGGGCAGGGUGAGAGUCCCAGAUGCCAUCUGCAGGUCCCAACACACCUGGCCCGGCCCUCACCUGCAGCCUCCUGCUUCUCUCCCCUGCACCCUCAGAAGCUGCAAGAGCUGGAGAAGAAGCUGGAGGAGAAGUUGCUGCAGGAGGAGGCGGCCGGGCUACGGCGGCUGCUGGACCCCGGGCUCCCCGAGGGCCCUGAGGAGGUGAAGCCCGAUAGGCAGCUGUCGGCUGUCCUGCUGGGGGCGCUGAGCCAGGGACGCAGACUCCUGGAGCGGCAGAAGCAGAGCCUCCGGGAGGAGAGACGCAGAGCCGUGGUGCUGGAGGGCCAGCUGGAGAGCAUGGAGGCCGACGCCUACGCGACCCUCCACAGCCAGGAGCUGAAGCUGGCCACCUCCCUGUCGCGGCUGGCGGCCCUGCCCGGGAGCACCCUGCGUCUCCUCCUGAGCGUCACCCUGCCCGCCGUCACCCAGCCCGAGCUGCUGACCGCGCUGGACUCCAGCGGCCAGAAGCAGCCGGAGCCUGGGGCCGAGGGCGAGGCCGGGGAGCCGACGGAGCAGGGCAGGAAGGGGAAGCACCAGGGCUGGUGGCAAGAUCUAGAGAGCCGACUGCGAGGAGAAAUGGUCGCCCGGGGCCUGGAGACGCUGCAGUGGGCUCGGCGGAGGAAGGAGAGCAUCCUGAAGAAGCCGUGCCCGCCGCUCAGGGAGAGGGCUCAGCUCUCUGGCCGCACAAGCUGGCCGCAGCCGUCCCCCAGCCCCGCUGGUCUGCCCGUUGCCGUGUCCAUCGUGGGCGCAGAGGCCCUGGACCUGCUGGACACGGGCGAGAAGAUCUUUGUAUUCCGAAACCCGGCCGAGCCGGAGAUCAGACUCCACCUCCCUCCCAGGAGGAAGAAGAAGAAGAACUUCCUGAAUGCCAAGAAGGCCGCGUGGGUCCAGGCCAUGGAGUAGCCAGGGCAGAAGACGGGACUUGGCAGUUCUCGCCCCAGCUGUGCUGCGGGCAGGGUGGCUGGGCUCUCACACUUGCCUUCUGUGUCUGCUACAGCUCUCCUUCCUUCCUUCCCUCCCUCCCUCCCUCCCUCCUUCCUUCCUUCCAUCCUCCCUUCCUCCCUCCCUCCCUCCCUGGAAACGCCAAAGUAAAUGCAUUUCUCCCAAAGCACUUCAAGAGGAAGGUGGUCUUUCUCCCCUGGGUCUUGGCGCAUCUGAGAUCCACUCU